Molecule: messenger RNA, 1167 nt
Organism: Lingula anatina
Lineage: Eukaryota; Metazoa; Brachiopoda; Lingulata; Lingulida; Lingulidae
Product: inactive rhomboid protein 1
Biological process (GO): regulation of protein secretion; regulation of epidermal growth factor receptor signaling pathway
Cellular component (GO): endoplasmic reticulum membrane
Molecular function (GO): serine-type endopeptidase activity
Source: RefSeq, a predicted model, not a curated record
ACCCCCCAGGAAGCUGUGAUAGAAGAAGAAGACAUGUCCUUGGUCGAUGACGUCUUCUUUGACAUCAAGAGUCCCACAUUCUCCAUGUCUGCCCCAGAUUUUAUGAAGAAGACAGAACUGGAGACUGUCCCUGAAGCCAGAGAUGAGGUGGACGUAGGAAGGUCCACUCCUAAAAUUGUUCCAGGUCAGUGGCAUGCUGGUCAUCAUCCCCGCCAGGGUCUACCCUCCACCCCAGGGACAGCAGCGGUUGCUGUCCACCCCCUCAGUGGCGUUGGCAUGCGGAGGAUUGUGGGUGGGGUUAUGGAGAGAGCCUUGGAUAACUCUGAUCGCAGGCGUGUGGGAAUGGGGAUCAUUGGACGCAUUUUCAAGCGUAGCUUCAAGAGAGGUGGAGUGGAUGAAGACGUCAGGGAACAAAUAGAUAAAAUGCAUGAUCAUAGGCCGUUCUUCACAUUCUGGGUGACAUUUGUGCAGAUAGCAGUGUACAUAGUGUCUGUGUCAGUGUAUGGUAUAGCACCUGUAGGAUUCUCUGACACUCUCAUAUCAGAUGUGGUACUGACAUCCAAUUUAGCCUUAGAGAAAGUUGCAUACUAUGAGAAAGACAACAUGUGGAUAGGACCUAGACAAGCUGAUCUGAUUCAUCUUGGCGCUAAGUAUUCUCCCUGUAUGCGUCGCGACAGGAAUGUGAUUGCUGCACUAGAAACGGAUAAAAGUAGAGAACGGGAAACAGCAUGCUGUAUUAGAAAUGCGAGAGAAGAUGGAUGUGUGCAGAAACCUCGCCGGACUUGUUCUCCGUAUUUGUCAACAUGGUGGAAGUGGGGUGAAGACGGAAGAUUAGGCUUCAACAACCGCACAAAUGGCUCCGUCUGUGGCCAGGAUCCAGAGUUUUGCCUGACUCCAGCGUCUACUGAGCCGUACGUGUGGCCUGAUGAUAUCACAAAAUGGCCAUUAUGUGUCAGAACUGAACAAAAUCUAACCCAUGGCAAUGAAUCAGAAGUAAGUCUUUUCCACCCACACAUGACUUGCGAAAUACGUGGGCGGCCAUGUUGUAUUGGGAUCCAAGGAGAGUGUAUCAUCACCACCCCAGAGCACUGUGCGUUCAGGAAGGGAUAUUACCACAAAGAGGCUGCACUUUGUUCACAGGUAGAAAAUGUGAUGAAUCCCGGAUGA